UUCUCCAGUACUCUCCUGCCGGAACUAUCUGAGAAUUUGACACCCUUUUUCAAUGGCAUCAUAUUCUUCGUCACUCUUCUCCUCCACCACGCAAAACCACUCGGCAGCUUCACCUCUACAAGGCCUGUACGCUGACCAGGUUCUUCUUCCGUUUUUCGAUGCUCUUGUGGAGAAAAUGGACUUCUCAUGGAUGGUGGACUUCCUCAAGGGCAUGGUGAAGCCUUUGGCUGCCACCGUGGUGGUGCUCCUGGCGGUGGUGCUUUCGUAUGUACAGAAGCUCGGUUUGGGUGGCGAGAUGGUUUACUCUAUUGCUAGGGCCUUUGUGCAGCUGUCGAUUAUUGGGUUUGUUUUGCAGUUCAUUUUCAAUAGGGAUAAUGCUAUUUGGAUCAUCCUUGCUUACAUGUUCAUGGUCUCUGUUGCUGGCUACACAGCAGGUCAAAGGGCUAAACAUGUUCCUAGAGGGAAGUAUGUUGCAGGGGCAUCAAUAUUGGUUGGAACUGCAAUUACAAUGUUCCUUCUUAUUGUGCUCAAGGUCUUCCCCUUCACUCCAAGAUAUAUUAUCCCUGUUGCCGGAAUGAUGGUCGGAAAUUCCAUGACGGUAACCGGGGUUACAAUGAAAAGACUACGAGAUGAUAUCCGAACACAAAUGAACCUGGUAGAAACGGCAUUAGCUCUGGGAGCAACACCACGCCAAGCAACACUUCAGCAGGUGAAGCGAGCUUUGGUUAUAUCAUUGUCUCCAGUUCUAGACAACGCAAAAACUGUCGGUCUCAUCUCACUUCCUGGAGCAAUGACUGGCCUCAUAAUGGGAGGAGCUUCUCCUCUCGAGGCCAUUCAGCUUCAGAUUGUUGUCAUGAACUUUCUAAUUGGUGCAUCCACAAUUAGCAGCAUAUUGUCAACGUAUCUGUGUUGGCCUGCCUUCUUUACUAAAGCUUAUCAGUUAGAGACCAAGGUCUUCUCCGCAGAAUAGUAUUGCACAGAUAUCAUAUGAUAUAGUAGCUAUAUUUCAAGGGUUAUUAUUGCACAAUAUUACUGUAUCACCAUGUACAAGUCAGUUUUGAAGUGAUUGAAAUGAAAAAUCAAGGUAAUCCUCUGAAAUAACAU
Molecule: messenger RNA, 1104 nt
Organism: Argentina anserina (silverweed cinquefoil)
Lineage: Eukaryota; Viridiplantae; Streptophyta; Magnoliopsida; Rosales; Rosaceae
Product: protein ALUMINUM SENSITIVE 3
Exons: 3
Coding region: 53-970 (305 amino acids)
Biological process (GO): response to aluminum ion
Cellular component (GO): plasma membrane
Source: RefSeq, a predicted model, not a curated record